UAAGCAGCCUGCAGCCAGUUACCAGUAGCUCGCGGGCUGUCGAGGAGAGCAGAUGUAUGUCAAAUUGAUGUAUGAUCCGCCCCUUCAUACUCCACUUUACAUAACUUUUCGUUGCUGCUGGACACAGUUAUCACUAUGGGGAGACACAGCAAGCUUCGUAAGUCACAGAAACUCAAAAUAGAGGCUGCUAGGAGGUCACUAGAAGCAAAAAGAAGGACGCACAGACAGGCUGACACCGUCCAACCCGUCCCGCCUGCAACGAGUGACGUAAGGAAUGAGGAUGCAGUUCCUCCCGCCCGCACCUCAAGCGCAGAGAAGCGAAAAAGACUUUCUUACAAGGAAAAAGAAGAGGAAUUGAGUGAGGAGGAGAAUCUCAUCUGCAAGAAGAGUGACAUUAGGGAAAUAGCAAAACAUGUUACGUGUAACAAGUGUAAGGAACAUGAUGUCACUUCUGAAUUUGUCCAUCAUCAGUGUGAUGUGAUCAUAAAAUUAGUGUGCUCAAAUUGCAAACAUAUUGUGUAUAACAGUGGUGACUCAGGUAAAAUGAAAUGUGGAGAUACUGGUCUGUUCAUGUUGACAGCAAUGAUUAUCUAUUUGGUCAAGUUGCUGGGGCAUGGUUAUGCUGCGGUGGAGAGGCUCUGCAGUAUCUUGAGUAUGCGUCACUUUUCCUUUGUUACGUAUGGGAAAUACACUAAAUUCAUCAACGAACAUGCUGUAGAAAAUGUAAAUGAUAUUUUGAAAAGAAGUAGGGAAGCAGUGUUUCAGUAUUAUGCUGAAAAUCUGAACAGACAUCCAGAUGAAAAUGGUAUCCUCGACAUAGAUGCCACAUACGAUGGCUCCUGGCACAAGAGAGGCUAUAAGUCAAAUUAUGGAAUUGCAGCAGUGGUUGAUGCUCACACAAACCUUAUUCUAGAUUAUGAAGCUAUGUGUAAAGUGUGCUCUGUUUGUGACGCAAAAAAGAAAAACUAGCAAAGAGGGAGAUUUCAGCUGAACAGUACGAACAAUGGAAAAUGAAUCAUGUAGCCUCUUGUUCUAAAAAUUACGAAGGCACCUCAGGAGGAAUGGAGCCUGAAGGGGCCAAAAGGAUUUGGAACAGAUCCAUAGAUUAUAAUCUGAGAUAUGUUAAUUUCAUAUCCGAUGGUGAUACCUCUACUUUUUUGGAGCUUACACAAAUGAACAAUGGUGAAGGACCAUAUGGGAUGGCUCAUCAAGUGACGAAAGAAGAGUGUGUCAAUCAUGUUCAGAAAAGACUUGAAAGAGGAGCGCACUGAGCAUGGGAAUCUUCGCUCAACUUUAGAGGCGAUUUUCUCGAAUGGGCUGUUGCAUCACACUUACAUGUAGUAUUAGGCCAAUUUGUGAUAUUCAAAAUAAAUUAGUUUAAUUAA
This is a messenger RNA of Portunus trituberculatus (swimming crab), 1385 nucleotides long. RefSeq lists its product as uncharacterized. The coding region runs from base 136 to 969 and encodes 277 amino acids. The transcript has 2 exons. The record is from RefSeq and is a predicted model, not a curated record. NCBI's taxonomy places the organism in Eukaryota, Metazoa, Arthropoda, Malacostraca, Decapoda, Portunidae.